UGCAAACAAGUCACCUUUUGGGUACAUUCAUUUUUUUUGUCAACAGGCUAGGUAGUAGAAGUGAAUGAAGAGGGUUUUAGUUUUGUACGUUGUCACCUUUUUCACUUUGCAGGCUGAACUAUCAUGAAACAGCAUCCAAUGUGUGAUGUCUCAUUUAUUGUGUCAAGUUACUGAGAUAAUUUGUGAAACCAUUUCCAUCAUAUGACAAUAUGAAUGCUAUCAAUAGCACUGCACCAUGACAACGUAAAUACAAGAAAGAGAAAAAUGUCAAUGUUGAAUCUGAAUAAAAAUUACAUCAAAUAAAGUCAUAACAUUCCUUUGCGGAUAAUACAUAUGUUCUUAUUGUCAUUGUUUCUGUUUCAGGAUUUUGAUUCGAGCUUCGAGCUGCCAGCUUAGCUGAGAUGCAGACGGCUUUACAGCAUCUGAGCCAGGAGGAGAGGGAUGUCCUCCUUCAGUCGGUGGUGACUCGUCUUCCAGGGGUGAUGCUGGACAUCCUCGAGUUCCGGCACCAGACACCAGGACCACAUCAUCCAGACACAGGGCAGCCUGCGUGGUGCACCUGCUUGAACUGCCGACGCAUGCCAACACAGUUGGAAAACCUGUGCUGUCGGCAGGCUCCAGACCACUGUCUGAGCAGGAGUGCCCACCUGGAGCUGUACUGUCUGGAUGAGGGUAUGCUGCGUCUGGUGAGGAUGACGUGGAACGACAUCUUCGCUCUGGAGGACAGUCAAGAAGUGGGCAGUGACAAUCGAGAGUUUCGGUUCGCUGCCUACCGGCAAUUCACCAUCUGGCAACAUGGGCGUCUGGGAGGAGGCAACCGGAGACCAAUACCAAGCUGCUGUGUCCUAAGAAUCAGGGCUAAAUUUCCCGACCCAUUUGGGCAGUACACGGGAUACAAGGAAGCCCCAUUUAGGGUGGCUGACUAA
Messenger RNA from Cololabis saira (Pacific saury), 926 nucleotides. RefSeq names its product P2X purinoceptor 7-like. The transcript has 2 exons. NCBI's taxonomy places the organism in Eukaryota, Metazoa, Chordata, Actinopteri, Beloniformes, Belonidae. Gene Ontology annotation, biological process: monoatomic ion transport. Gene Ontology annotation, cellular component: membrane. Bases 402 to 926 code for a protein of 174 amino acids. Gene Ontology annotation, molecular function: monoatomic ion channel activity; ATP binding; purinergic nucleotide receptor activity. The record is from RefSeq and is a predicted model, not a curated record.